CGGAGCUUAUUUACCAAGAAUGAUAAACAGCAAGAUAAGAGAGGACAAGUUGGAAACGCUUGUCUCGCGAAGUGCUGUGCCGAUCAUCGAUCUUGCCCAUUGUGGCAAGUCCCUUGUCCAUCGGGUGGGUCAGCAACUCCACAAGGCUUUCACCGAAAAGGGAAUCGCUUUCCUGGUUAACCAUGGCAUAGCAGAAGACAAGAUCAAAGCUGUCUGGGAUCAAUUUGACAACUUCUUGGAUCUGCCAGCAGAGGUUCAGGAUCGCCACAGACGAAAGGAUGGUGUUAAUUAUGGAUAUGUUAGUCCCGGGAUGGAGCGAUUUGAUGGAAGUACUCCAGAACUGCGUCACGCCUACAAUAUUUGCAAACUGGAUGAACAGAAUAUUCCAAGGGAGGCACUGCCAGAAUUUGCCGAAGACAUUACCACACUGUGCACGGAUUUGAAAGCCAUGUCUUUGUACAUAAUGAAGGCCAUGGAGGUGGCCCUGGAAACUCCGCCGUCCUUCUUCAUCGACAAACACUCCCAGAUGUUGGAAGGAGAUGACCUAAACAUGAGCACCCUCAGGAUGCUCUACUAUCCGGCGAUUGUGGAUGAUGAGCCGGGCCAGAGCGAGGGUGCAAUCCGUUGCGGUGCCCAUGUGGACUAUGGCACCUUCACGCUGCUCGCCCAGGAUUCCGAAGGUGGCUUGGAGGUGCAACUGCCGGGCAGCGAAAAGUGGGAACGGGUAGGUCAUCUACCUGGCGCCAUACUUAUAAACGGCGGGGAACUCCUGUCCAUCUGGACCAAGCAGCGUUACCACGCCCUGCCUCAUCGCGUCGUCAUACCUGAACAAGAACUUAUAAGAACCCGUGGCAGACACUCCAUAGCAUAUUUCUGUCAUCCCAAUAACUCGAUCUUGAUAUCUCCCAACGAUCUGUUGGGUGAAGGGGAGGCAAAGAGUGAGGACAAAGUAUACAGCGCCUAUGAACUGAUACAGAAAAAGUUUAAUGACACCUACGGUCAGCGAUCUCAAUAAGUCAACGAAUCUGGGGCAGAAGUUUAUGAAUGCUCUAGCCAUAUGAAAUCAUUAGCAUUCUUAACCCAAUAAUGUAACUUCAGCAGCAAUAAUGAAAUGUAAUUGUUUGAAUUUAAUAAAUUAUAACAUUUACAUUUGCAA
This is a messenger RNA of Drosophila mauritiana, 1156 nucleotides long. Its product is annotated as UPF0676 protein C1494.01. The record is from RefSeq and is a predicted model, not a curated record. The transcript has 5 exons. Gene Ontology annotation, molecular function: dioxygenase activity. NCBI's taxonomy places the organism in Eukaryota, Metazoa, Arthropoda, Insecta, Diptera, Drosophilidae. Bases 20 to 1015 code for a protein of 331 amino acids.